Molecule: messenger RNA, 4567 nt
Organism: Actinia tenebrosa (Australian red waratah sea anemone)
Lineage: Eukaryota; Metazoa; Cnidaria; Anthozoa; Actiniaria; Actiniidae
Product: ubiquitin carboxyl-terminal hydrolase 19
Biological process (GO): protein deubiquitination
Molecular function (GO): cysteine-type deubiquitinase activity
Source: RefSeq, a predicted model, not a curated record
UAGAAGCGAAAAUAUGAUUCAUUAAUGGUAAAAGUACACUUUUAAAACAGUAUAGGUUUGAUAACGUAUUUAAUUGUAGCAAAAUCGUGCUCCAAAACGGCGUCAAAACGACGGCCCCGCAGGAUUCAGAGCCUUCGGACACCAUUAAUAACAGAUCGAUCCGAUCACCAAGAAAACGAUUAAGCUGUGGAAAUAUGGCCAUAAAAUGUCAACACCAGCAGCAUGACCAACAAGAAGACCAGUUCCAGGCUAAAAAGUCUCUCAUUGAUGAAGAAAAACCCCAAGAUCAGCUAAGUGCUAAUGUGCAAGAGAAAUAUGAGCUACAACACCUGAAACAUGAUUGGUUUGAAAAGGAUAAAGACAGCUUGAAAGUUACUGUAUACAUAAAAAAUCUCAAGAAAGAACAUCUUAAUGUAUCAGUGAUGGAAGAUGAAUUGAAUGUGCAGUUUGCAACAAGUGAUGAGAAAUUUUUGAACAUGUAUCAAGGAACAACAGAGAAUACUGUGUUUAACUGGAAUGUCAAGCUAAGGGGAAAGAUCAACAAAACCAAAUGUUCCUUCAAGAUUCUCAUGUACAUGAUUGAAAUAACAUUGAACAAAGCAACACCUGGGAGUUGGAAAUCUCUUCAACCACCAAACCUUACAGGCCUACAAGCUGAAAAUAGUGACAAAGAAUUCACCAAGAUUAUACCAGAUUCUCCUAUCAAACCACCUGUUAGAAACACCAAUGGGGAAGCUGUUAGAAACACCAAUCAGGAARCUGAUCAAACUGUCCCUCAAAGCAGCUUGUCAGAAAAAGAACAUAAGGUGAAUGGCAUCAAUGAACCCAAGCAUUGUAACGGCAUCCCAGAUAAUGAGGAUUCAUCAACUUGGAAUGGUGCUUCUGUAAAUAGUAAAUCUGCACCUUAUGGAUGUAAUGGUACUCCUGCCCAUCCUCCUGCACCUCCACCAACACCACCUACAGCACCUUUGAUCCCUCCAACCAAAUCUGGAGUGAUAGGGGGUGGUAGAACACCAAGCAAUGGUAGUAUGCCCUUCUCAGAAGCCAUACAUAACGCUGCUAAAACAGGAGACGACAUGGAUGAAAAUAACACUGAUAUGGACUUCUUGGCAGAGAGUUCAGUGAAGAAGGGUUUUACUGGACUGGAAAAUUUAGGRAACACUUGUUAUUUGAAUUCCAUUGUUCAGUGCUUGGCAAAYACAAGACCUCUGAGGGAUUACUUUUUAAGUGGUGAAUAUGAAGAUGAUCUGAAUUCUGAAAACCCUCUUGGCCUUGGAGGACACCUUGCGCAGGUGUUUGCAAAUCUGAUGAAGCACAUGUGGUCAGGCAAACACAGACAUGUACCCCCACAACAACUAAAGGGAUUUAUGCAGCAAGAUGCUCAGGAGUUUAUGGCAUUUCUUCUCGAUGGACUACAUGAGGAUAUGAACCGCAUUAGAAUAAAGCCCUACACAGAGGAAGUAGAGGGAGGCAGCAGACCUGACCAUGAAGUGGCAGAUGAAGCGUGGUCCAGGUACAAGAGAAGGAAUGAUUCAAUCAUAGUGGAUCUCUUCCAGGGUCAACUUAAGUCCAAGUUAACUUGUCCUGUGUGCAAAAAGAUAUCUAUCAAGUUUGAUCCAUUCAUGAACCUCUCAGUCCCACUUCCAAAAGAACAAAAACUUCUCAAUGUCAUAGUAUUCUUCAAAGACCCAUCAAGAACACCCAUGAAGUUGGUUGUCAAAGUCGCACAAGAAGCAAACCUAGAGCAGUUGACAUCAGGAGUAGAAAAGAAAACUGGAGUCAUGGAAGAAAACAUGAGAGUUUUUGAGGAGUUCCAGGGGAAAUUUCACAAAUUUUUCGAAAGAGGAAGCAGCCUGGCCAAUGUAGUUUCUUCAGAUAACAUUUUUAUUUUUGAARUGUUGAGUAUAGAAGAAGCUGGAGAAGAGGUGUAUAUAGUGCCUGUCAUACAGAGACUGUUGUAUCCUCUCACUAUCCCACUUCACUGUGCUGACUGCUUCAAAAAUGAAGAUCUCAAUGAUCCGCUGAAAAGAUGUCUUGGAUGUUAUGCUAUUGGCUACUGCGACAGGAAAUGCCAGGAACGACACUGGCCAGCACAUAAGAGGCAUUGCAAGAAGGGUGGCAAGCAUUCUAUAGGUUUGCCAUUUAUUGUAAGCAUGCCAGCUUCACAGGCUACCUUCACAAGAUUGAAAGAUCUGGCUGAAGAAUAUGCCAAGACUCCCUUCCUUCAAAGUGACCAACCGCUCGAUUUGACCAACAGAAUCCUUGCUUUAGAUUGGAGAAAUAAUCCAAAAACAAAGAACUGGGUGAACGUCAAAAAUAAAGAAGUAGAAUGUGAACGACAUCCUUCCUGUGAAAGUGAAGAACUCUCUACCUCGUACAGUUGUACACUGAAUGAAUGUUUAGAACUGUUUACAGAGCCAGAGACAUUAGGCAAGGAUGAUGCUUGGUACUGCCCCAAGUGCAAGACUCAUCAACAGGCCACCAAACAGUUGUCAGUGUGGAAGCUUCCAGAAAUACUGAUCAUUCAUCUCAAACGAUUUUCAUUCAGAAAUGUUCUGUACAGGGAUAAGAUAACAAAACUUGUGGAGUUCCCCUUGAGGGGUUUAGACAUGUCUAUGUAUACAGCGGAUAAGGGACACGCUAAUGAUGUGUACGAUCUUUUUGCUGUUUCCAACCACAUGGGGAGUGUUAAUUUUGGACAUUACACUGCGUAUGCUAGAAUAUCUGAAGGAUGUCAUGCACAGGAACAAAGAAUAGGAUGGCGUUACUGCGAUGAUCGUAGCGUGACAAAUUCCUCCGAAGAACGUGUCGUGUCUAAAUGUGCUUACGUACUGUUCUAUCAACGACGACGGACUUCGGAAUCACUUCGGAAUUCUUUCGGAAACCAGUCGGUACCUACUACUUUCGCUAAUCCUUCCUCUUCAGUUACCAAAGAACCCGCUCUUGGGGACUUGUCGUAUAAUCAUAAUGGUAUCUCGAGCAAGGAACGACCAGAAUCUUCUACCCAUGUGGAAGAAGAAUCUAGGACUAAUGAAGAAAGGUGCUCAGUCUCUGAUAAGGCUGUGCCACUAACUAACGGAAACGUUAGAACUUUCACUACUAACGAACCAGAGAUAAAUGAUAAGUCGAAAUCAGAAGCCCCGAAUGUUAUUACCUCGGAUAGUUUAUCAAACGGAGAUGGUUUAAAGCAGCAGGGAAUGUCCUCAUCAACACACAGCACCAGUACGAGAGACUCGAGUAAUCCUUAUAUCGAUCAGUCAGAAGUCGAUGAGAGUGAAUUAGAUUAAUGUAAAAAUAAUAUAUAUAAUACUACUACUACUACCAGAAUCCUUUUCGAAGCCUUCAGAUGUUAGUACGUCAGCUAGAGGUAAACUCCCGUUGUUUUUACACGCUUUUGUCGACGUCUCUCCAAUUUUGCUUUGAACGACUGAUGGAGAGAUCGUUAAAGUGCUCACUGUCGCCUUUCCGGGAGAGCUACUAAAUAAAUUCUUGGGGUGCAACCACAUGACGCUAAAUCCUCUGAGAUAUAAGUACUGUAACAGUGAAACAGCCGCCAUGUUGGUUGAUCUAACAAGAGAAGAUAACGAGAAAUGCCUUAUCGUCAAACAACAUGGCGGCUAUGACGUAUCAUGCACCCCAAGAAUUGCUAGUUUUCAAUGCUGGUCUAACUUAGUGCGGAUCUUAUUUUUGCCCAAACCUAGUCAACCCCAGACGCGGUUACUUCAUUUAUACUAUCAUAUACAUCAAAUUUAUAAUGUCUCAGGAAUGUUGUGAUUGACUGAAACUAAAAAUUUAGACGUCUGGAUAUUAUUAUUCGUUAUUAGAUUCUCAUGGAAAUGUUAGCAAAAUAUCUAUAACUAUUUGAAUCAAGGUAACAAAAACUAUAAACAAGCUCCUGGUUGUAGAGAUUUGUUUGGAGCAGUACAUAACGAUAAUGGCAAGAAAGGAGGRGAAUCAUCCUAAAGAACAAAAGACGUGGCCGCCAUGUUGAUUGGCAUGUCUUUAAAAACCAAGACCAAAUCUUUUGUUCAAGUUAAUCAACAUGGUAGCUAUGACGUCACAUGCACAAGAACAAAAGACGUGGCCGCCAUGUUGAUUGGCAUGUCUUUAAAAACCAAGACCAAAUUCUUUUUUCAAAGUCAACCAAGAUGGCGGCUGUGAAGUCACAUUCACCCCAAGAAUUCGCCUCGUCGCCUCGCUACUAGCGACCUUUAGAUACGACGACGAAUACGAGAUCGAGUACGAGUACGAGUUUUAAAAUUGGUCCUGUGCACGUGGUUAACACUAAAUCGUAGUCGAUUUCCGAUUUUUUACAAUCUAAAGUUUCAAUGUACGUACACGAUCACGACUACAAAAAGACAGUGCCUCUCUUUAAAAGUUAAACACUCGUACUCGUACUCGUUUGUCGUACUCGUCGUCGGAUCUAAAGGUCUCUAAUGUCAAAAAACGAAACGACUACGAUGUAAAUCAACAUAUGGARCUUUCGGUUUUGAUAAAUAACUUUCUUAAUUAAAUUUUUUUCUGAAAUUUUGUAAAUAUUUGCUUAUGAAAUAUCUCGUUAAAUGAA